Messenger RNA from Argiope bruennichi, 1487 nucleotides. RefSeq lists its product as uncharacterized. The transcript has 4 exons. The record is from RefSeq and is a predicted model, not a curated record. Bases 1 to 1428 code for a protein of 475 amino acids. NCBI's taxonomy places the organism in Eukaryota, Metazoa, Arthropoda, Arachnida, Araneae, Araneidae.
AUGACAAGAAGUUCAUCUGGCCGUUGUAGAAGCAGACAGGAUGAAGAAAGCGACUCCAAUUACCGACGAGAUACUGCAGGGGAAUUAGAUGAGCCAAUCAGAGAGCAGCAUCCUAUGGAUGAAUUUCUGUCAACACAAGGGUUGAAAUGCAAUGCUUUAAAUGAUGGCAGUAACCCUUUCGUGGAAGGCGGUCUUCCUGACCCGCAAUCCGAUGAUCCUUACAACCUGUUCUUUAUACCACCUGUUAAAGAUUCUAAAAAAAGGAUGCUGAGGUGUCAUUCAUGCCGGGAUCUUGGAACCAAAUUGAUCCUACCUGAUAUCAUCUUGAACCUUCAAAAUGAAGAAUAUGAAGUGAAAUUAGAUGAUUCUAAGGAUCAGGGGUCUGACUUAACCCUACCCUUACCUGAGCCAAAAUGGGGCAGUGAACCUGACCACCUUGAGUUCUCUUCCCUAGUCACCUUCGAGUUCUUUCUCGAAGAGCUGCGUGACAUCCUGGCUUCAGAGUUGGAGAGUCAUCCUUACAACACGGUCGGCAGUUUCCUGGCAUUCUAUGACGCCUUCUUGAAACAAGGACUUUCCCUCACUGAGUUUUAUUGCAAUUAUGAUCCUAAAAUCCUCCCAGAAAGUUUGUCUUGUGUUGGCCUUGGUUGUUCUCUUAUUGAGAACAUGAAGUCUGUCAUGAGCAAUUGCUAUCCAGGGCUGAAAUCUUCUCUAUUCUUAGCCUCUUGUGAAGAAAUGGUUUCGGAAAUUGAUACCUAUAUCAGUUGUUCACCGCCUUCUCAGAGCCUUAGUGUAAAGGAACAUGUCCUGGUAGUUCUCAAAGUCUUGGUGGAAGGUCGAGAAGGUUACAUUGUCCUUGAUCCAGGGUAUCAUGUCAACAUUCCAGUGAUUGUCAUGUCUGAUGGCUUGUUUCCCAACACUGGCUGGUUCUUGUUGAGUGACACUGAGAAAUCUAAGAAGGAGUAUAAUUAUACUGUAGAUGGGAGUUAUAUCCAGUGGCAUGUUAAGGAGACUAGGAAUGGGAAGGUAAAUAGCUGGACCAAUCUUGUAUAUAUUGGUCGUAGAUUUUUAAGUUAUGUGGAUGUUUCGGAGAAAAGGAAUUUGGUCUUCAAUUUCCGCACCAUUGUGAAGCGAGAUAGGAAACAGCCAGUUGCUGGUCUGUACUGCAAUUUAGAAGGUGAUGAGAGGUUUACAUUCUUUUAUUAUGAUGAGUCUUACAAACGAGUUGAGGUUAAAAUUCCAUUUGAUUAUUUCCAAGGAAAAAGGGAGAAUAAUAAGUUUGAGAGUGCGAUUUCCUCUUGUGUUGCUCAGAUUGGUUUCAAUGAGACUUUAGUGUCUCAGAUGGUCGAAGGCAUUAUUGAUGCUUAUUUUAACCCUAAUUUUAUGCCUUUUGUUCGAAUGUUAAAUGCUGAAAUUGACGAAGAAUAAAAAGCAAUUUGUAUUUUUAUUUUGUUUAUUUUUCAUAUUAAACAAUUUUUUUCCCCUUG